AUGGGGACGAGAGAGAGGGACUCCCUUUCUCUCUGGGUUUGGAAUUCCACCGGAAAUGGAGGAUCAAAGCCACCGUCUGCGACCACCACCGCCUCUGCUACUCCUUCCCAUUAUCAUUCUGGCAGAGAGGCAUUCUGCAAAGUCAUUCGCAGCUGGGCUUGGAGAAAGUUUAUGUCAGGAUGUGUCAUUCUAUUUCCAAUAGCCAUUACAUGCUACUUCACUUGGAGUUUCAUUCAUUUGGUGGAUUUCUUCUCUCCGAUCUACCAUCAUCUGGGGAUCAAUUUCAUUGGUCUUGGAUUCAUGACCUCCAUCACUUUCAUCCUCUUAGUCGGCAUUUUCAUGUCCUCGUGGUUGGGGUCCUCUCUCCUUGCUCUUGGGGAAUGGCUUAUAAAGAAAAUGCCACUUGUAAGCUACAUUUAUGCCGCCUCAAAGCAGAUAAGUGCAGCAAUUUCACCAGAUCAGAGCUCUAAUGUCUUCAAGGAAGUGGCCAUCAUAAGGCAUCCACGAAUUGGGGAAUAUGCAUUCGGAUUCAUCACUUCCAAUGUCAUUCUUAGGAGGAAUACAGGCGACGAGGAGUUCUGCUGCGUUUAUGUACCAUCCAACCACCUCUACCUUGGAGACAUUUUCCUUGUCAAUUCAAAUGACAUUAUGAGGCCCAAUUUAUCUGUUCGCGAGUGUAUUGAAAUCGUUAUCUCUGGGGGUAUGUCGAUACCUAAAAUUUUGACUACAGACGAUGCGUCCAUUCCAACAAUUAGAAUCGGCAACUUUGCUCCGUAAAUAGGCUAACAGUGAGGCCAAGUUUUGAAGAAAAUUUGUGGAGGCUUGAAAUUUGCAAAGCAUAGUGGUUAGAAUAGAUGACCCAUGAUUGUAGUUCUUUUUGAUAAUAAUUUGAGCAGAGAUAAAAUCCAAAUUGAAGAAGUGAAGCCUCCCCAGCCACAUAGAGCUAUAAGCUUAUUAGUAGAUUGUUGUUUCUUGCUUCCUUUGUUUAUAUAUUACUCAUAUGCAUGUAUGUAUCAACUAUAUAUCAAUCUCUUGCAUUGUCAAUUGAAAGAGUGACCAUGAAAUUCUAAGGAUUACAAUUGAGUGGCUUUGGGAGGUUUAACGGCUAAAUCUGAAAUUUGGUCAAAAAACAACAAUGCUACGUGAGUGGGGAAAAAUUACCUACGAAUGA
Messenger RNA from Camellia sinensis, 1171 nucleotides. Its product is annotated as protein LIKE COV 3. Gene Ontology annotation, cellular component: Golgi apparatus. The record is from RefSeq and is a predicted model, not a curated record. Lineage: Eukaryota; Viridiplantae; Streptophyta; Magnoliopsida; Ericales; Theaceae.